Molecule: messenger RNA, 1959 nt
Organism: Penicillium subrubescens
Lineage: Eukaryota; Fungi; Ascomycota; Eurotiomycetes; Eurotiales; Aspergillaceae
Gene: znfA
Product: putative C2H2 finger domain protein
Exons: 3
Coding region: 1-1959 (652 amino acids)
Source: RefSeq, a predicted model, not a curated record
AUGCACACUGCUCCGCCACCUUUACCUCCGCCGCCGCGUAUUCGCGAUCUGGAGAAUGGCUAUGAUGCGGGUUGGCUAUAUGCGAAUUCGAGUCGUUCAACGACGAGUCUUCCACCGAUUAACCCCAAUUCGAGCCUUUUCGGUGGCCAUCGACGACCUGAUUCUGCGCCGAUGAGUGAUCGUAUGGCAGUUGAUGAACUGGAAGGACGACAAAAUGGAUUUCCGCUUUCGCGCAGUCCAGAGGCGCAGAUUAAGAUUGAACCGCCACCUCCAACAGAUGAAGGGUUCCCGAAUUCUAUGGCCGUCAACACUACGGGCCCGAUUCUCAAGGGCGAGCAGAACUUUUCGCUGCGCAGCGUCAAGGACUCGUCAAAUGCAUACGAUCAACAUGUACUUUCGAAGAUUGGAAAUACUCUUUCACCACGCAACUCGAUCAGCCAAGGAUCUGAUCACCGAGGAUCAAUUUCGGCACUGACGGUUCCAUCAAUUCCGUCGCGCGCAUCCAGCAACCUACCAUCCCCAGGACCGUCAGAAGCUGGCUCGACUUUGGAUGUUAAAUGGUACAGCAGCCCUCAAUCAGGCGGAGUUUCCCCGAGGAGUAAAGUUGGUUGGAGGGAGUAUAUCGAAGGACGCAGUCCGAGCGUGGAGAGUAAUGCGCCUUCUUCGGCAUUGGAUUACGACUAUAUGCGAGACGUGGGUCGACGACGAUAUCGUGGAACGACGCCUUCCAGGGAAGAUAGUAUCAGUCUACCUAGCCGCUCCAACCGUGGGAGCUACGACCAAGGCGUUUUCUCCGACAUUGAUGGUGAGUUUUCUACCGAUGAGCUGGCUCCGCCACGCCAGUUCAUUCUUCGGGAACCGACGCCGCCAUAUCCCGAGGGUUCAAGGCAAGGCAUGAAGCGACGAGCAUCUUCGCCACCACGAGAGCCGAUGGGUGACGAUAGGCAUACCUUGCACUCGGCGACAAGCAAUGGUGAUUUAUCGCAACGCCGGACGAGUGGACAACCUUUCACGAAUACUCUCUCGGUUAACCCUAGCUAUGCUCCGAGUCACAGGACUCUUUCCGCAGCAUCAUCGCUCAGCAUUCGAACCUCCGGAUCCUACUCGUCUGCUCUUUCGAUUGGAGGUAGCAGCAUGACCAGCCUCUCGCCAUAUGAUAGGCCAUCUCCGGGAGGUCUCUCGCCCAGUUCCGAUUUGGAUGCGUUCCACGAAAAGUCAAUCCUGAACCCGAGUUCUCCUGUAUCGCUCAUGCAAUCGCUCCCGAGAUCUGUGACUGGCUCAAAUACUCUAGAACCGCCUGCAACCGAUGCCACGGGAAAGGUGUCCAUGCCAAGUAUCCUCAGCGUGCCGAAAGCUUCACCUGCAUCAAAGAUGGGCGGACUAUACAUCUGUGAUUGUUGUCCCAAGAAACCGAAAAAGUUUGACAAUCCGGAUGAUCUUCGCUCUCACGAAAUGGAAAAGCAAUACUCCUGCCAAUACUGCAACAACAGGUUCAAGAAUAAGAACGAAGCAGAGCGUCACCAAAAUUCCUUGCACCUCCGCCGUCAUUCCUGGUCCUGCGCCGCUCUCCCGAGCUUCCAGGCGGCCUUCCAUGGCUCCACCGCUCCAUCUUGCCAAACCAACGCUGGCCCCUCGCACGAUUCAUGCGGAUACUGCGGAGAAGAGUUCCCCAAUUUCCCACGACCCGACUGGGAUCGCCGGUUCGAGCACCUGACGACCGUGCACAAGUUUGGCGAGUGCAACAACGCGAAGAAAUUCUUCCGUGCCGACCACUUCCGCCAGCAUCUGAAGCAUAGCCAUGCCGGGAGUAGUGGCAAGUGGACUAAUAUCCUUGAAAAUGCGUGCAUGAAGGAGGAGCAGCCUCCUGAGCCUAGGGAUAAAUCUGGCAGUAUAUCAGGGCCGCAGGGCUCCGGUUCGCUAACCUCAAAUACCAUCGAGGAGGUCCUUAGUGAGCAGUGA